AUGGUCAGUGGGACAGUACACGAUGAAGGUGCCACAACACUUCCAUCGGGUACUGGCCUGCUGGCCCGUCCUGGUAGAAAUGGAUUUGGACGUAUUCGCCAUCUGGCCGAUAUGGAGUUGAUUUCGACUACAAGGUUGGGUGUCAUUGAAAAAGUGCGCAUUCUCUUCGANCCACUCGGCCGUACAAUGGAGGAGUGGAUUCCCUUGGAGCAAAUAGAAACAGCGGAAGGAGAUGAAAGUUGGACGUAUUCACCAUCUGGCCGAUAUGGAGUUGAUUUCGACUACAAGGAGAUACCCCAACUUGAAGAUGAACCAGACACACACCACUUCCUCUUCCGGUUUUUCGUACUAGAUAUUCUCGAAAAGACCUGGUGUCCCUAUACUGGGAACACUGGACCGUUUAAGCGGUUUUACUCGUUUUAUUGGCUGUCGGAUGAGUUCGGUGUCUUGCUCGACUUUUCCAAGCGUGAGGGUUCCGUGAGGCAGAAUCUGCUGUAUUUUGAACACGACAAGAAGUAUAGCAAGGAAUAUAUCGAGGAAAUCGAGCUCCAUGUCGGCUCUGUAGAAAGUAAGGACUCAAUUACGAAAUAUUUCAGAAAUAUCGAUUUCGAUGUCGACUACAUGUGCUACAGCAAGGAUUUCACUGCACAGAAGUUCGUCAUUCCUGAAGGAGAAUUCCUGGUGUUAUGCGGUUAUAGAAGCUCGGAGGAUGGGAUGCUGUGCCGACUCAUUCCUUAUUAUCUUUAUGAUGAUACACCUUUCUACAUAAAGGAGUUCAUCAUUGAUACUCGACGAUUAGUACUCUGUCUUACGGGAGGUGUGUUCUGA
This is a messenger RNA of Haemonchus placei, 828 nucleotides long. The record is from the annotation of a GenBank genome assembly. Lineage: Eukaryota; Metazoa; Nematoda; Chromadorea; Rhabditida; Trichostrongylidae.